Messenger RNA from Pipistrellus kuhlii (Kuhl's pipistrelle), 2290 nucleotides. It is a transcript of the gene TRABD, whose product is annotated as TraB domain containing. The record is from RefSeq and is a predicted model, not a curated record. The transcript has 9 exons. The coding region runs from base 16 to 1362 and encodes 448 amino acids. Lineage: Eukaryota; Metazoa; Chordata; Mammalia; Chiroptera; Vespertilionidae.
ACUGUGCUUCCCGGCAUGCCGCGCGCUCCGGGCCCGGCCUCCGGCCUGUCCGGCCGCCCCGCCCCGCGGCCCCGGCCCGCCCCGCCCCGUCCGGUGGGGCUGCGAGCCGCAUGGAGGCCGGCUGAGGAGCGCCGCGCGCCCGGCUCCCUGGUCGGUGCAGAGCCCCCUGCAGCCAUGGAGGAGGAGGAGGAGCGGCCGGCUCAGGAGACCAAUGCGGACUCCGCGGAGACCUCGGCAGCUGCAGAGGUGGCGCCCAGGGUGCCUCCCGGGGAACCCCAGAACCUGUGUUCCUGCUCCCGAGACCACGCGGUGCUGGCCGGCAAGGGGGGGCCGCGCCCUGCCGACGCGGACGCCUUCCACCUGCUGCUGGAGAUGAAGCUGAAGCGGCGGCGGGAGCGGCCCCGGCUGCCGCGCACGGUGACCGAGCUGGUGGCCGAGGACGGGAGCCGUGUGUACGUGGUGGGCACAGCCCACUUCAGCGAUGACAGCAAGAGGGACGUGGUGAAGACCAUCCGCGCGGUGCAGCCGGACGUGGUGGUGGUGGAGCUGUGCCAGUACCGCGUGUCCAUGCUCAAGAUGGACGAGCGCACGCUGCUGCGCGAGGCCAAGGAGCUCAGCCUGGAGAAGCUGCAGCAGGCCGUGCGGCAGAACGGGGUCAUGUCGGGGCUGAUGCAGAUGCUGCUCCUGAAGGUGUCGGCCCACAUCACGGAGCAGCUGGGCAUGGCGCCCGGCGGCGAGUUCCGGGAAGCCUUCAAGGAGGCCAGCAAGGUGCCCUUCUGCAAGUUCCACCUGGGAGACCGGCCCAUCCCCGUCACCUUCAAGAGAGCCAUCGCUGCCCUCUCCUUCUGGCAGAAGGUCAAGCUGGCCUGGGGCCUGUGCUUCCUGUCAGACCCCAUCAGCAAGGACGACGUGGAGCGGUGCAAGCAGAAGGACCUGCUGGAGCAGAUGAUGGCGGAGAUGAUCGGCGAGUUCCCCGACCUGCACCGCACCAUCGUCUCGGAGCGCGACGUGUACCUGACAUACAUGCUGCGGCAGGCCGCCCGGCGCCUCGAGCUGCCCCGCGCCUCCGACGCCGAGCCCCGCCAGUGCGUGCCCUCCGUGGUGGUGGGCGUCGUGGGCAUGGGCCACGUCCCCGGCAUCGAGAAGAACUGGACCACGGACCUCAACAUCCAGGAGAUCAUGACCGUGCCGCCGCCGUCCAUCUCCGGCAGAGUGUCCCGGCUGGCCGUGAAGGCCACCUUCCUGGGCCUGCUGGGCUACGGCCUGUACUGGAUGGGGCGCCGCACCGCCAGCCUGGUCCUGUCGCUGCCCGCCGCCCAGUACUGCCUGCAGCGGGUGUCCUCGGCCCGGCCGGAGCCCUAGGAAGGACCAAGGAGCCACCGCAGCUGAGGGCCGCCUGCCUGCCCCCACCCACCCAGUGAAGGAUCAUUAACUCUGCGGAGGCUUCCCCGCUCCCCGGACGGGUCACGGCUUGUGGGCGUCGGGCCAGGGUGGGCGUGAGCUGCAUCCUGCUCCCUGAGCCAGCGGCGGGCGUGGGGCCCGGCUGCCAGCCCCCUCACGUGCCUUCGCCGGCGCCAGUGGCAGGAGCAGCCGCAGGCUCUGCCCCGGCCGGGAGGCCGGGCACCCACAGCUCUGCGUCGGCUCCGGGGGCGUCGCCCCAGGGGAGCAAGGGGGCCAAACAGGAGCCGGGCGCUCGCCUGCAGAGAUGGUGUGUUUUAGGCUUUUUAAAUUUAUGAAAUUUUUUACUCAGGUAAUUUUAACUUAAAAGAAAACAAACUGAAGCAAAUGUCAGGAAAUUCUCGCCUUAAGUCUGGUUGGGACAGAGGGUGGCUCUUCCCUGGUCUCGGUCCUGAGGGUGAGCAUGGGGCAGGUUCGGCCUGGCCGUGGGCCGGACACCCUCCACCCGGGUGCAGGGUGGGAGCCCGCCGGCUGUGAGGCUGAGCCUGCUCCCUGGGCGUCUGGUGGGGCCGGGUCUCCCGGCCGCCGUGGCAGAUGGUGUGUCCCCAGGGCUUGCCGGUUUGCACGCAUGCCAGCAGGUGCCCCCAUCCCCGCACGCCCACCUCAGUGGUACAGACAGGCUGAGCCGGCCCACCCAGCACCUCCGCCUUCGGCACCACCCGUGUGUCAGUCGAUCCUGUUGUGUUUAUGGCGUCGCGUCCCUGCAGCCGGUCUGGCCGCGCGUGAUUGUGUCGACAGUCAGUGCUGGGUCUGGAGCCUCGGCUGCCCUGUCCUUCCUGUCCUCUCGCUUGUGUGCGUGUUCCUCAGAAACAAAUAAAAGCUAAUUUUUGAA